Histoplasma mississippiense is the source of this 2463-nucleotide messenger RNA. RefSeq lists its product as hypothetical. The transcript has 2 exons. Gene Ontology annotation, cellular component: cytosol. Lineage: Eukaryota; Fungi; Ascomycota; Eurotiomycetes; Onygenales; Ajellomycetaceae. Gene Ontology annotation, molecular function: A2-type glycerophospholipase activity. The coding region runs from base 1 to 2463 and encodes 820 amino acids. Gene Ontology annotation, biological process: glycerophospholipid catabolic process. The record is from RefSeq and is a predicted model, not a curated record.
AUGUUCCGAGCCCAGGAUGUUAGAAACGACUCGGCUGGGAAUUGUGGCGCAUGGGAGAAGGGGGAAGAUGGCGUUAAGGGCAUUCCUCCUUCUUUAAAUCAGCCGGGGAACAGCUCAAGGACAUUACGGACCCCGCCUGGUGCGCUUACCCAAUCACAAUUGCCGCCAGUUGGAAGUAAUCCCCCUUCCAGGGUGCCCGGGAAGCUGCCAAUUGAACCGCCAACGUCCCAAUCAGCGUGGGAUGCAUUCAUCUCGAAGAUUGGAGUUGUUAAAGAUUUUCUUGGUUCUCCUAGUUGGCCAGAGCUAAUCAAGCAAUAUGUCGUGCCAGGAUGGGCGGCUUUACUUCCUGCGACGAUCCAAACACUCCAACGAGAAUUAACGAUGGCCAAGGGGUCUUUGGCCGACGAGAUCUGGUCAGAGUCCCAUGAUGCUGAGUUGAAUCCCGAGAUAACUCAGGAAGCCCGGGUUAGGAUUGGUGAAGGUCUAUGUCGCGAAGAGCGGUAUUUCCGAUGGAGGCGAAGACAAGCCAUGAUCAAAUCUCUAGCAGCUUAUAUUGGCUUACAGGAAAACGAUAUACAUCCCGAUGAUAUACCCGUAAUCGCAAUUUGCAGUUCAGGGGGUGGCCUACGCGCUCUCGUCGCAGGCGCAGGCUCUUAUCUUGCUGCAAAAGAGGCAGGGCUUUGGGAUUGCACCAUGUAUACCGCAGGUGUUAGUGGGAGUUGUUGGUUGCAAGCUAUCUACAAUUCCUCACUCGGGGAACAGGAUUUUGGGAAGGUUGUUCAGCACUUAAAAAAUAGGCUGGGAAUUCACAUUGCAUUCCCACCUGAAGUACUUAAACAGCUUACAACAGCCCCAACCAAUAAAUACUUGUUGAGGGGUUUGGUAGAGAAGUUGAAAGCUAGUCCAGAGUCGGAGUUUGGAUUGGUGGAUAUCUACGGCUUGCUCUUGACUUCUAGGCUUUUAAUUCCAACGAGACAACCGUUGGAUUUACGCGAUAGCGACCUAAAGCUUUCGAACCAGAGAGUUUUCACUGAAAAUGGUGCCAAUCCUCUUCCCAUAUACACCGCUGUGCGCCAUGAAAUCCCUCCAGGAGAUACAAACGUACCCGAUACCCCUACGAAGCCCAUAUCGGAUGAAUCAAAGCAGGGGCCAAAACAAGAAACGUGGUUCGAAUGGUUCGAAUUUACCCCAUAUGAAUUAUUCUGCGAGGAGUUUACCGCAGGAAUACCUAUGUGGGCGACAGGGAGGCAAUUUUGGGAAGGCCGGGACGUUCCCACUUCGAAAGACUUCGCCGUACCCGAACUACGGAUAUCCGUGUUUAUGGGAAUUUGGGGGAGCGCAUUCUGUGCCACUCUUGCUCAUUACUACAAGGAAGUAAGACCAGUUUUGCGUGGCCUCGCGGGAUGUGGUGGCAUCGAUGCUGUGCUGGAUGGUAACCGCGAUGAACUAAUCCGUGUCCAUCCUUUCGAUCCGGCAACAAUACCAAAUUUCACCCUCGGACUGAAGGGACGACUUCCAAAGACGUGUCCAGAGUCAAUUUUUACGGACAAAGAACUCCACCUUAUGGAUGCUGGAAUGAGCAACAAUCUACCUAUAUAUCCCCUUCUCCGCCCCGGCCGCGAUGUUGAUCUGAUUGUCGUUUUUGAUGCGUCAGCCGACAUCAAGGAAGAAAACUGGCUAUCGGUUGUGGAAGGAUACGCACGGCAAAGGGGUGUCAAAGGGUGGCCAGUUGGGUCAGGUUGGCCCAAACUUGCAGCAAAUCCUGCAGAAACCGCGAAAUCCAUCGAGGAUGCUGCGAUUAGUUCAAUGAAGAAAACAGAUCAGAACAUCUCCGCUGCGAAGGAACAAAACCGGGAGCAAAGCAAUCAGAGCAAAGGGUCAAAUUCGGGGAGCAUAGGAACCAUUCCAAGCGUUCUUCAAGAUUCUAGAAAAUCCAGCCCAGAUCUAGAGAAGGCCGAUCUUGAUUAUUGCAAUGUUUGGCUUGGGACUACUCAGGAGCAAACAUCCACAGAAGAACCUCCCCCGUCCAAAAGGCUGUUCCAUUUGCCUCCGCAAGAUGAUUCGGACUCAGACUUCAGAUUAAUGCAACCAGAUGCCGGCAUAGCGGUUGUGUACUUCCCACUUGUGAAAAACCCUGCCGCUCCUGCCAUAAAACAGUCUCCUCCCCCACAACCACCGUCACCAUCACCAACAUCCUCGUCCGCUCCAGGCAUCAACUCAAAAAAAGCGAAAAUAUCUCCAGAGAUACCGGAAGCCGUGGAGCCUAUUGAUCCUGCAGUCAGCGAUUUCAUGAGCACGUGGAAUUUUGUUUACAGUCCAGAACAGGUGGAUGGCGUUGUUGCGCUUGCCAAAGCCAAUUUUGCGGAAGGCGAAGACCGAGUGAAACGCGUCGUGCGGGGCAUUUACGAAAGGAAGAAAAAGGCGAGGUUGCAAAGGAUGCAGUCAGGGGAGCUUGACGGCUAG